Cricetulus griseus (Chinese hamster) is the source of this 1524-nucleotide messenger RNA. NCBI's taxonomy places the organism in Eukaryota, Metazoa, Chordata, Mammalia, Rodentia, Cricetidae. The record is from RefSeq and is a predicted model, not a curated record.
CGCAAAUAAGCCUGGCGGGACACAAGUGUCAUGGCGCGCUCCAUCUGAAGUCUGUGUACUUUCCUGAUAGCGGCGGGUGGUUUUUCUCUCACUUUGGACAGAUUCACCUUUCAAGAGGACUUGAGACCAAUUUCUGAUAAUCAAGAAGAUGCCUUCUGCAUCCUGUGAUGCACUGCUGGAUGACAUAGAAGACAUCUUCUCACAGGAAGAGUCAAAGCCACAAGACAGACAUUUCUCAAGAAAGCAUGUGUUUCCUAAAGUACGAAGGCGGAAUACCCAAAAAUAUUUGCAAGAGGAGCCCAGGCCACCAAGUGACAGCACUAUUCCAGGCAUACAGAAAAUUUGGAUACGAACAUGGGGCUGCUCACAUAAUAAUUCAGAUGGAGAAUACAUGGCUGGACAGCUGGCUGCUUAUGGCUAUAAAAUUACAGAAAAUGCGUCAGAUGCAGAUUUGUGGCUCCUGAACAGUUGUACUGUGAAAAACCCAGCUGAAGACCAUUUCAGAAACUCAAUCAGAAAAGCUCAAGAGGAGAAUAAGAAAAUUGUCCUAGCUGGCUGUGUUCCCCAAGCCCAGCCUCGUCAGGACUACCUCAAAGGACUGAGCAUCAUUGGGGUUCAGCAGAUUGAUCGUGUGGUAGAAGUUGUGGAGGAAACAAUUAAAGGUCACUCAGUGAGACUCCUAGGCCAGAAGAAAGACAAUGGAAAGCGGUUGGGGGGAGCAAGACUGGAUUUACCAAAGAUCAGGAAGAAUCCACUGAUCGAAAUAAUUUCAAUCAACACGGGGUGUCUCAAUGCUUGUACUUACUGCAAAACUAAACAUGCCAGAGGAAACCUGGCCAGUUAUCCCAUUGAUGAACUUGUAGAGAGAGCCAAGCAGUCUUUUCAAGAGGGAGUCUGUGAGAUAUGGCUGACCAGCGAAGACACUGGAGCCUACGGCAGAGACAUUGGCACAGAUCUCCCCACACUCCUAUGGAAGCUGGUGGCAGUGAUUCCUGAGGGAGCCAUGCUGAGGCUGGGCAUGACAAACCCACCAUAUAUUUUAGAGCAUCUGGAGGAAAUGGCGAAAAUCCUCAACCACCCCAGAGUCUAUGCUUUUCUUCACAUCCCAGUGCAGUCCGCCUCUGACAGUGUGCUCAUGGACAUGAAGAGAGAGUACUGCGUGGCUGACUUCAAAAGAGUUGUGGAUUUUCUCAAAGAGAAGGUUCCUGGAAUAACAAUUGCUACGGAUAUUAUCUGUGGUUUUCCUGGAGAAACCGAUCAGGAUUUUCAAGAAACACUGAAACUUGUUGAAGAGUACAAAUUCCCAAGCCUCUUCAUCAACCAGUUUUAUCCAAGACCCGGAACUCCCGCUGCCAAAGCCGAACAAGUUCCAGCACAUGUGAAAAAGCAAAGGACAAAAGAUCUCUCUCGGGUGUUUCAUUCCUACAAUCCAUAUGAUCACAAGGUAAGAGAAGCAUGUGAGUAGUGUGUUUGGGAUUUACACCAAUUCCUGUUCUAAGUAUGAAACAAGUAAGGGGAGUGCUU